GAUGCGACAGCAUCUCGUCUCUCAUUGGUCCGUCUGUGCGUCAGUCAGAACGCUUCACAUGGAAGGAAGGAAGCCACGUUGACAUCAAUCAGUGUUUUCAUCGCUUGAUAAACUAGAACACAUCUUCCGUUCCCCGUGAGUCUCGGCGGAGGUGUGUGGUCAUCAGGAUGAGUGUGGGCUUCAUCGGAGCGGGUCAGCUGGCACACGCCCUGGUCAAGGGCUUCACAGCCGCGGGUGUGAUCGCUGCCAACAGAAUCACAGCGAGUUCACCGGACACAGAUCUGCAGACAGUCUCCGGCCUAAGGAAAAUGGGCGUCAAUUUCACUACGAGCAACAAAGAGGCGGCGCACAAGAGUGACGUUCUGUUCCUGGCCGUCAAGCCACACAUCAUCCCGUUCGUUCUGGACGAGAUCGGUCCCGAUAUCGAGGACCGUCAUCUGAUCGUGUCCUGCGCCGCUGGAGUCACCAUCAGCUCCAUCGAGAAGAAGCUGCUCCAGUACCGCGCGGCUCCUAAAGUGAUGCGGUGUAUGACGAACACGCCGGUGGUGGUGCGCGAGGGGGCCACGGUUUACGCCACAGGAAGUCACGCCGAGGUGGAGGACGGGAGGCUCCUGGAGCAGCUGAUGGCCAGCGUGGGCUUCUGCACCGAGGUGGAGGAGGAUCUGAUCGACGCCGUGACGGGUCUCAGCGGCAGCGGACCUGCUUACGCGUUCACGGCUCUAGAUGCUCUGGCUGACGGGGGGGUGAAGAUGGGGUUGCCACGGCGACUGGCGGUCAGACUGGGAGCACAGGCUUUACUGGGAGCAGCUAAGAUGCUUCUGGACUCGGAGCAGCACCCGGGACAGCUGAAGGACAACGUCUGCUCACCAGGGGGCGCUACCAUCCACGCCCUGCACUUCCUGGAGAGCGGAGGCUUCCGGAGUCUCCUCAUCAACGCUGUGGAGGCGUCCUGCAUCAGGACCAGAGAGCUGCAGUUUCUGGCCGAUCAGGAGAAGAUCUCGCCCGCCGCCAUCAAGAAGACGACGCUGGAUAAAGUUCUGCAGCAGCCGGGCGUCUCGUCCACAUCAGUCGCCACCAAGAGCAGAGUCAACCUGUUCCACCACAGGAACGGCAUCAAGAAGUGAACACACACACACACGCACACAGAGGACAAUACAAGAACUGUGCUGCCUGUCCACACACACAUUCAUUGGUACAGUAUUACACCAGGAAACUUGAGUGUUAUUAACACCAACUUGUUUAAUCUUUAAAGUCCUUGAAAAUUCAAAAUGAAUAAUGUCAGUGGUUUCCAGAUGGGUUUCUAUUUCCAUGGACACUUUGUUCGAGGAUGAAACUUUUAGUCACAUGACCGGCUCGAAGACCUGGGGGGCAAAACAUCCAUAGAACUGCAGCACCAGACUAUCAGUCUGCCAUCUGUUUCACAGAGACAAAUAUUUAGAUCGCCUCUCAAAACCUGCAGUGUAUAAAUGUUUGAAGCAGUAAACAGUGCAACAAAUGUUGUAAAAACACUUACAGUGCCUUGAUAUAUUUAAAACAAUAAUAUUAAAAGAUCAAAUUCAGUAAUCACUAUAUUAAUGAUGCAUAAUUAACAUAUGUAAAUUUCAAUGUGAAACCAUUUAACCUGAAACUUUGCACAGUCUAAUUAAAAUGCUGGUUUCAUAUGCUUGCCUGUACAAAAUGUACAUCAUCAAUAAUGUGUUUAUUUAAUUUCACCUUUUAAUAUCUGCGUAUUACUACAUUACUACUUAAUGCAAUCUGCAUAAAGAUAACUGGCGGUCUGUGGAGCAAAGCUUUGUUUUGCCCUCCAGGUGGGUGUUCCUAUCAGUGUGUGACAUCACGUGAAAACUAGUAAUUCCCUGGCAACAACUCAAAACACCCUGUAGCAGCGCCCUGGUAACCCUUUAACAACACCCUGGCUACAGCUCAAAACACCCUGUAGCAACUCCCUGGUAACCCUUUAACAACACCCUGGCUACAGCUCAAAACACCCUGUAGCAACGCCCUGGUAACCCUUUAACAACACCCUGGCUACAGCUCAAAACACCCUGUAGCAACUCCCUGGUAACCCUUUAACAACACCCUGGCAACAGCUCAAAACACCCUGUAGCAACGCCCUGGUAACCCUUUAACAACACCCUGGCAACAGCCCAAAACACCCUGUAGCAACGCCCUGGUAACCCUUUAACAACACCCUGGCAACAGCCCAAAACACCCUGUAGCAACGCCCUGGUAACCCUUUAACAACACCCUGGCAACAGCCCAAAACACCCUGUAGCAACGCCCUGGUAACCCUAUAACAACACCCUGGCAACAGCUCAAAACACCCUGUAGCAACGCCCUGGUAACCCUUUAACAACACCCUGGCAACAGCCCAAAACACCCUGUAGCAACGCCCUGGUAACCCUUUAACAACACCCUGGCAACAGCUCAAAACACCCCGUAGCAACGCCCUGGUCACCCUAUAACAACACCCUGGCAACAGCUCAAAACACCCCAUAGCAACGCCCUGGUCACCCUAUAACAACACCCUGGCAACAGCUCAAAACACCCCGUAGCAACGCCCUGGUCACCCUAUAACAACACCCUGGCAACAGCUCAAAACACCCCAUAGCAACACCCUGGCAACAGCUCAAAACACCCCGUAGCAACGCCCUGGCAACAGCUCAAAACACCCCGUAGCAACGCCCUGGUCACCCUAUAACAACACCCUGGCAACAGCUCAAAACACCCCAUAGCAACACCCUGGCAACAGCUCAAACCACCCCGUAGCAACGCCCUGGUAACCCUAUAACAACACCCUGGCAACCGCUCAAAACACCCCGUAGCAACGCCCUGGUCACCCUAUAACAACACCCUGGCAACAGCUCAAAACACCCCAUAGCAACACCCUGGCAACAGCUCAAACCACCCCGUAGCAACGCCCUGGUAACCCUAUAACAACACCCUGGCAACCGCUCAAAACACCCUGUAGCAACGCCCUGGUAACCCUAUAACAACACCCUGGCAACAGCUCAAAACACCCCGUAGCAACGCCCUGGUCACCCUAUAACAACACCCUGGCAACAGCUCAAAACACCCCAUAGCAACACCCUGGCAACAGCUCAAACCACCCCGUAGCAACGCCCUGGUAACCCUAUAACAACACCCUGGCAACCGCUCAAAACACCAUGUAGCAACGCCCUGGUCACCCUAUAACAACAGGAUAUCUGAACUUCUCUGGGCUGUUGCAGGAAGUGACAUCACAGAAAAUCAAUUUGUAUUUUGUUCUUUAAGUUUGACCUCGUCUCUUGAUCUCUUUUAAAUACUGUAGCUGUAAGUUCUUUCUGAAACAUUUCAUCUGGAUGUUUUGCAGACCUGGACACCCUAUAUAUCUGUUGCUUGUUCUCUUUAAAAUGCUGGAGAAAAUAAUGAAUGUCAAAUAGCCAAAGUGUUUUGUAAGCCGAUUAUCAGGCAUGAAACAUCUUUCUGUUUGUCUGUUCUAUUGCAGAAAUGUGAAAACUGCAUAAAUGGUGCUGAAAGUUAAGAUAGAAAAGCUGUGUUUUAGCUUACGCUUGUGGUUUUAUUUCCUCUGGUUUUAUUGAUAAACUAUUUCUGAUGAGCGAGAACAUUGUUGCAUUUGUUCCGACGUGUAAUCAAAGUGGGAGCAAAUUAUAAAUAAUGUUUCUUUAAGCAAAUUAACUGAAGGUUUUUCUCUGAAAGCCAUUACUCAACUAUGCAGGAGAACAAACAGCGUCACACCAUCCUUCAGGUGCUGAACGCUGAAACCACCAGCAUUGUGCAAGUUUUCUCAGAAGUUGCUUCUUCUUUGUGCAUUACAGUAAACCAUUUCUCCACAUGA
Carassius gibelio (silver crucian carp) is the source of this 3838-nucleotide messenger RNA. RefSeq names its product pyrroline-5-carboxylate reductase 1, mitochondrial-like. Gene Ontology annotation, biological process: L-proline biosynthetic process. The record is from RefSeq and is a predicted model, not a curated record. The transcript has 8 exons. The coding region runs from base 168 to 1124 and encodes 318 amino acids. Lineage: Eukaryota; Metazoa; Chordata; Actinopteri; Cypriniformes; Cyprinidae. Gene Ontology annotation, molecular function: pyrroline-5-carboxylate reductase activity.